This is a messenger RNA of Parastagonospora nodorum SN15, 777 nucleotides long. RefSeq lists its product as hypothetical. Lineage: Eukaryota; Fungi; Ascomycota; Dothideomycetes; Pleosporales; Phaeosphaeriaceae. Gene Ontology annotation, cellular component: mitotic spindle polar microtubule; mitotic spindle pole body; DASH complex. The coding region runs from base 1 to 777 and encodes 258 amino acids. Gene Ontology annotation, biological process: mitotic sister chromatid biorientation. The record is from RefSeq and is a predicted model, not a curated record. The transcript has 4 exons.
AUGUGGGGUCUGGUACUGUGGCUUCGCUUGUUUAUGCAGCGAAACACCGACCCCUCGCCAAUUAAGAAACAAUCGAGAUAUGGCGUCGACAACUCCUACACGUAUGCCUGUGUAUUCCACUACCAUGCGACAGAUUCACUGACAGACUUGCGUGCAGGCGAACCGCCCUCCCACCGCCAACGGACGCGCAGCAAGUCCCCUCGAAGCCGCCCAACCACGCCUCUUCGCCCUUCAUCGCGCAGCUCCCUACGCGACAGCGUCCAACGCGGCCGUGGCGCAGCUUCGUCAGCCAACGCGCUUGAAGGCCUCCAGGAUGGCUUCGCCGAGCUCAGCGACGCAAUGGCAGACCUGGAGCAGAACUUCAUGCAAUUGCAAUUGAUGCACGAGAGCUUGGCGCGCUUCUCGGAGAGCUUCGCCGGUUUCCUGUACGGAAUGAACAUGAAUGCCUUUUGCGUGGAUUUUCCUGAGGUAUGCGAUUGGGCACCAGAGGCGCCCGUUGCAGAUUCGUUUAAGAGGCCGCAGAACCAUCCUGAUCUCGGAGCUGCGAACUUCAACCGAAGUCAGGGCCCAGAUGACAUGGAGGCAACCUUUCUUACCACGGACACGUCUUUCGUUGAGAACCCACCGAGCAAAUCCGCAAACGCCCGCUCCUGCAUCCAAGACAUCGGGCAUUGGAAGAGGAAGAGGCGGAAUACCCCGCGCCGGAGGGCGAGGAGGUGGCAUACCAACGCGCGGUGGUGCGACACGAGGAUCCAGAGGCGGAAGCGGCAUUGCUAG